AUGUGGAGAAACCUUUCGCGCUCUCAAAAGCUGCUUACUACUGUCACAGCUACUGCUGCUGCUGGUAGUGCAGCAUUGUACCUGAAUAAUGAUCAACGCCGUCCUUUGCCUUCCAUGCUUUUGACACGUAACCAAAUCGCCUACGCCGAGGCUCAACCACAAGAUGAUGAAAAGCCCAAAACCUUUUGGAAGACGCCUUCACGUGAAGAGAUGCUCAAGAGACUCGAGAAUGAUGAUGAGGAGGAAUAUGACUUGUUGAUUGUUGGUGGUGGUGCCACUGGUGCAGGCACUGCAGUGGAUGCAGCCACUCGUGGUCUUAAGGUUGCUCUUGUUGAGCGUGAUGAUUUUGCUUCCGGUACCUCAUCCCGAUCUACUAAGCUCGUGCACGGUGGUGUGCGUUAUCUUCAAAAGGCCAUUAUGGAAUUGGACUACGAACAAUACAAGCUUGUGGUGGAAGCAUUGCAUGAGCGUAAAAUCUUUUUGGAUAUUGCUCCUCACUUGGCUGGUCAAUUGCCCAUCAUGUUGCCUGUUUACAAGUGGUGGCAGAUCCCUUAUUACUGGGUUGGCUGCAAGCUCUAUGAUUUGUUUGCUGGUCGAGAAGCUUUGGAGAGCAGCUACUUGUUGACUCGUUCCAAGGCCCUUGAUGCUUUCCCCAUGUUGAAAAAAGAUGAAUUGGUGGGUGCACUCGUGUAUUACGAUGGCCACCACAAUGACGCUCGAAUGAACGUUGCCCUUUCCAUGACCGCUGCUUACCAUGGUGCCACUGUUGUGAAUCAUUGUGAGGUCACCGAGCUCUUGAAGAAUGAAAAGGGUGAAGUCAAGGGUGCCAAGCUCAGAGAUAACUUGACUGGCAAGGAAUGGGAGGUCAAGGCUAAGGGUGUCAUUAACGCUACUGGUCCCUUCACUGAUGGCCUUCGUAAGAUGGAUGAUAAGGAAAAUCUUGACAUUGUCGCCCCCUCAGCUGGUGUCCAUAUUAUCCUCCCCAACUACUAUAGUCCUCGUAACAUGGGCUUGCUCGAUCCUGCUACUAGUGAUGGUCGUGUCAUUUUCUUCUUGCCUUGGGAAGGUAGCACUAUUGCAGGCACCACUGAUUCCCCCACUGAAGUCACUCCCAACCCUAUGCCAAAGGAAGAUGAAGUCAAAUGGAUUCUUGAUGAGGUCUCCCACUAUUUGAACAAGGAUGUCAAGGUGCGUCGUGGUGAUGUUUUGGCUGCAUGGUCUGGUAUUCGUCCUCUUGUACGUGAUCCUCAUGCCAAGAACACUGAAUCGCUUGUACGCAACCACAUGAUCCAUGUCAGUGACAACAAGUUGCUCACCAUUGCUGGUGGAAAGUGGACUACCUACCGUGCUAUGGCUGAGGAGACUGUGGAUCGUGCUAUCCAAGAAUAUGGCCUUAAGCCAAAGAACAAGUGUGUUACCGAAAAGACCUUGCUUGUUGGUAGCGAAGGAUUUAGCAACACCAUGUUUAUUCGUUUGAUCCAAGAAUUUGGUAUGGAUACUGAAGUAGCUGUACACCUUGCCAACAGCUAUGGUGACCGUGCUUGGGUUGUUGGUUCUAUCGAAGACAAGACCGGCAUGUCGUAUCCUUCGUAUGGCAACCGUAUCUCGCCCAAUUAUCCUUACAUUGAGUCUGAAGUUCGCUAUGCAUGCCGACAAGAAUACGCUUGCACCGCUGUCGAUGUCCUUGCUCGUAGAACACGUCUUGCCUUUUUGAAUGCUGAAGCUGCUUUGCAAGCUGUUCCACGUGUCGUUGAAAUUAUGGCUGAAGAGCUCAAGUGGGACAAGGAACGUCAACAAAAGGAAAAGGAGCAAGCUGCCAAGUUCUUGGUUACCAUGGGUCUCGCUGAAUCCAAGGCUUAA
Molecule: messenger RNA, 1860 nt
Organism: Lichtheimia ornata
Lineage: Eukaryota; Fungi; Mucoromycota; Mucoromycetes; Mucorales; Lichtheimiaceae
Exons: 7
Coding region: 1-1860 (619 amino acids)
Biological process (GO): glycerol-3-phosphate metabolic process
Cellular component (GO): mitochondrion; glycerol-3-phosphate dehydrogenase (FAD) complex
Molecular function (GO): glycerol-3-phosphate dehydrogenase (quinone) activity
Source: RefSeq, a predicted model, not a curated record